Messenger RNA from Manihot esculenta (cassava), 705 nucleotides. RefSeq lists its product as uncharacterized. The transcript has a single exon. The coding region runs from base 1 to 705 and encodes 234 amino acids. NCBI's taxonomy places the organism in Eukaryota, Viridiplantae, Streptophyta, Magnoliopsida, Malpighiales, Euphorbiaceae. The record is from RefSeq and is a predicted model, not a curated record.
AUGGUUGGGAGGACAAGGAGUGAGGAAUGGACAGAAGGAUGCCGUCUGGAAAAGAGGCUGAGGCAAGAGGAGGAAGACGUGGACCACAAGUUGCGAAAGUUGAAACAGCAGCUUCUGGCCGAACUGGGGGCGAAAGAGAACAGCCAGACUUUCUUACCUAGCUCCUUGCCUUUCUCGGGAUGGAUCCAACAGGAGACCAUCUCUAAGAAAUUCAUGGCAACGUACGAUGGGGCAGGGAACCCGAGGGAGCAUAUCCUCAACUACAAAACCUUUAUGGAGCUGCAGACACUGUCGGAUGCCUUGAUAUGCAAGGUAUUCCCUACAACACUCACAGGACCAGCGAGUGCUUGGUUUAAUAGUUUGAAGGCAGGGAGUGUCAGGAGUUUUAGAGACCUCGUCAACGUCUUUAUCAGCCGAUUCAUAGCAAGAGUACCGGCUGAUAGAAAAACCAGCUAUCUGGAGACAGUCAGACAGAAGAGAAAUGAAUCCUUGAGGGAGUACGUAGCCUGUUUCAACACAGAAGCCCUACAGAUCCCUAAACUAGAUGAAAGCCGAGUUGUGGAGGCCAUGCAGAAAGGGACCACCUCCCCUGAGUUCUUUGGUUCAUUAUGCCGAAAACCACCCACAUCCUUAGCUGAGUUGAUGAAAAGAGCGGAGAAGUAUAUAAGGCAAGACGAUGCCUUAACAACCAGUAGAUUCGCCUAA